AUGUCCAUGUCAUUUGACUCGCCGUCGUUCAUCUACAAGACACCAGAGCAAUGCCGGCAGCGGAUAUCAGAUGCUGUGUAUAGUAUUGAUAGUGAGGAAUGGCUUUUUUGCAACGGUCUGAGCUCUAUCAUGUCUCCAUGCUCUCAAAGUGAUGAACAAGACAAGAAUGUAGCAAACUCGUGGAAUGGCACGAACUUACAUUAUCGACGGCGUAAUCGGCUUGAAACGAGGCUAGAGGAGUUGCAAAAGGACGUGGACUGUCUUUCACAUAAGUUACGGGCUAAUGUCGACUCUAGUAUGACGCUGGAUACUUCUAGCUGCCUUGCAACGUCGAGGGAGCGGAAGAAUGAGCUGGAAAGCUUCAAGAUGUCUGGGCUAGUGGAUAAGAGACGAAAUGGGAGCAGGGAGCAGCUUUCAGAGACUGCUCGAACCGUUAACAGCACUGUAAAGGCGCUCAGGCAACUAAAAGAGGUCACUGCAGAGAAGGAUCAGCUUAAGCUUGAGCUAGAGAGAACUAAGAGAGCACUGGAUGCUGCAGAGAAGAAAUGCAAGAAUGCAGAAAAGAGCAAAAAGGCAUAUGACAAGCUCAAGGCACGCUGUGACUUGCUCCAAGACUCACUGCAGCUGUCUGAAAAAAUCCGACUGCGACAGAAAAAGGUGAUGAAGCAUUUGCAAGUGCAACAGCAAGCAAAAUCUGCAAAGAAAGAGAGUGAGGAACAAAAGAUGAAAAACACAGCAGGGAUGAAGACGGUAUCAAGGCUCGCUAAAGAAAGUACUUUUUGUCAUAAGACAGCGACGCCAUCAUGGCAAGAACUAAACGCAAGACGGGAUACUACUGCUAGAAAACAUGCACACACAAUAUACGAUGCUAUGGACUCUUGCACCGUUUCGGAUGAAGAGCAAGACAAAGACAAAAAGACGGGUCUUGAUACUCAUGAACAAGCACCCAGCAAGCCGACUGCAGCAUGGAGACCACAAAAUCCACACUCGAUGUUGAAACCUGCUACGCAGACUGCUAUUCAGUCAUGUAUUGAUAGGCAGCCUCAUUCUAGUAUCUCCCAGAUCAGCAGCGUACGUUCAAGUCGAAUUGCUACCAAUAUCACUCGGCCAACAAGCCAAGUGCAAGUGCAACAGCGUAAGGCCAUGCGCCAGGCAGCAAUAUGGGCGCGAAGUCGAGGAGCUGCAGUUGACAUUUCUACUUCAACAGUACCAAAGACAACAAGGAAAAACUCCAGCAGUGCUCGACCGAAAAAUAGUUUUCUUGCUCCCACGCAAGCUAGUUUGCGCCGGGUACACGAUCUUCACCGUCGAGGUGAUCACGGUAGACCUCUAUUUGUUGUGUAG
This is a messenger RNA of Peronospora belbahrii, 1344 nucleotides long. The record is from the annotation of a GenBank genome assembly. Lineage: Eukaryota; Oomycota; Peronosporomycetes; Peronosporales; Peronosporaceae.